AUGGUAUAUAAUUCAAAGCAUAGCAAUAAUCGUGUCAACUACUUUAUAAAAAAACAUUUCUUCUUAUUAUUUUUGUGUCUUAAUGCAUUUUUUGGUGGUAUUUAUUACAUUCGUGGACGAACUGAAGAAGAAAUAAAUCUAGUUUCAUCUACAACAAAUACAAGAAUAUCAAAUACUAUUCUUAGUCAACAACAGCAUAAUCAAUCUGUAAUAAAAACAAAUAAAGCAAUUGACUUUAUUAAAAAUACACUUAAAGAUGAAUAUAAUCAAGAUGAUUUGAUGAAAUUUUAUAAUCAUGUUCAAAGAGAAUAUUCAUUAGGAUUAAAAUGUGCAAGAAUGCAAAAUAUAUCAAAAACGAUGGCCAUAUAUAAUAGUACUAAUCAACUCGAAAACAAUACUGGAAUUAUCAGUACUAGAGCCAGUUCGUCAUCAUCAAUAUUGAUUUCCUCUCAAAGAUAUCAAUCUUCUCGUCGUUUUCAACGUACCGAUCUUUAUACAUUCAUAAUAGAUAAUUCUGAUGCAUGUUUAAAUGAAUUAGUCGAUUUACUCAUAAUAAUUAUAUCAAAAUCUGAUAAUUAUCAAACACGUGAUGCUAUUCGUCGUACAUGGGCAUCAGGAAAAGAUCUUGGUAUUUAUUCUACAAUAAAUGUAAAAUAUUUGUUUCUUAUUGAUUAUAACGAAAAAUUAAUUCAUCAUAUUCGACUUGAAAAUAAUCUUUUUCAUGAUAUAAUUCAAGUUGAAUUACUACAAGAAUAUACAUUAGUUACACAUCGUGUUUUAUCUUUAUUUGAAUGGUCGUUUCGUUAUUGUCGUAGAGCAAAAUUUCUAUUUAAAACUGAUGAUGAUAUUUUUAUUAAUUUACUAUUGCUUUUAAAAUUUAUUUCGCCAUUAAUUAAACAACCAACAAAUAAUUCAUUUUUAAUAUCAGAUAUGAAUAUUUAUGGUUAUAAACAUGAAAAUUCACUUGUAUUUCGUCAUUCAAAGAAUUCAGUAACAGGUCGAUAUAUUGUUACAUAUGAUGAAUAUUCAUGUAAACAAUAUCCAACAUUUUUAUCUGGUUUUGGUUAUUUAGUAUCAAAAAAAGCAAGAGAUGCCAUUCUCUAUACUGCUUAUCAAGAUCCAGAACCAUUCCGAAUAUCUGAUGUUUAUUUAACUGGUAUCAUACCUGAUUAUCUAUCCAUUCCACGUCAAUCCUUAUCUGAUUAUAAGAUUGAAUUUACACGUAGCUGUGACGAUUUUUUUCGUCAUUCAAAAGCAUUCGCAUGUGCAGACAGUAUUCAUCAUGGUAAUACGAGUGAUACUUUUAGUAAAUUUAAUCAAUAUUGGCAACUUAUUAAAAACAAGCAUAUAUGA
Molecule: messenger RNA, 1353 nt
Organism: Rotaria sp. Silwood1
Lineage: Eukaryota; Metazoa; Rotifera; Eurotatoria; Philodinida; Philodinidae
Source: the annotation of a GenBank genome assembly